CUCUCCAAAUAUUCCCCGUCCCCAGGGAGAGAGACGGAGGAAGAGAAAAGCUUUCUCUGAGGUCGCUCAUGGCGGAAUCAGGGUUUCUUCUGUGAGCGAGACAUCCCCUUUUCCCCUCAUCUUGUCACCGAUCCAUCAAACCCCCCACCUUCUUCAAUUGAUCUCACAGGAAAAUUCGGUCAUGAUUCCGUGGGAUGGGGGUUAGGGUUUCGUUUGCCCCCGAUUCGACUGCGUCUCCUUUCCCCCCUUGAGCGAAUCCAAGAGAAAGAGAGCCAGCCGCUAGUGCUGCGAGUUUUCUUCAUGAGAUGGCUUCUUCUCAGCAUGUUGAAGUCGAGGCAGCCAAACUUUUGCAUAAACUUAUUCAAGAAUCAAAGGAUGAGCCUGCUAAGUUAGCAACAAAGCUCUAUGUGAUAUGCCAACAUAUGAAAUUAAGUGGAAAGGAGCAAUCAUUGCCGUAUCAAGUUAUAUCGAGGGCCAUGGAAACUGUUAUAAGUCAGAACGGUCUUGAUAUUGAUGCUUUGAGAUCUUCUCGAUUUCCAUUUGCUGGUGGGCCUCACACGGGUGAGCUGGGACAUAUGAGAUCAAAGGACAAAGAGACAAUUGAAAAUCAAUUACCUACAGGUGGAAUUGAUCUGCCUCGUAAAAGUAUGCCCGCUAGCACAUGGCAAGUUGCUUCAAGUAGUCAAACGAAGGAAGAAGCUUAUGCUGGUUCUUUUCAAAGUUAUGGUAUGGUGAAAGAUUCUUUAGCAGCUUCAGGUGCAACAGAUGUGGCUAGGCAUGAGGUACUUAUUUCAAACAGGCCAACUGCGGGAAUAAGUAGGAUGGACAGUAUGGGAGCUGACCCUCAUCAAGGGUCUGUUUCUCAGAAAAGCAGCAAGUCUUCUGAGCAUGAAAGUCCAGCUAGUGUCCCGAUGGAGGAUACCAGAUCUGCAAACUCCCAGGAAAGGCAUGACACUUUAAAACAAGAUCAAGUGAACAAGAAAGAAGUUAAAAAAUCUGGUGCCAAGCGAAAAAGGGCAGAUUCAAGAGCAGCUGUUGAUGUUCAUUCUGAGAACCCCCAUCAGACAGAUGUUCUUGCUACAGGACAUAACUCAAGAAAGGGGAAGCAGGUAGAUAAAGGUCGUAUGCAGGGUGCAUUUGCUGUUAAAGUUGGUGAUAAUGAACAAGGAGGUUCUGUUCAGUAUGCUGGUCAACCAGAGCACUUUACAUCAUUAUCUAGUGGUGCUGGAUCGCUCUACAAAGCCAAAGUAGAAAAUGCCCAGGCUUUCUCUGAGAGGACUAUGGACAAAAUUAAGAACCCAAGUUCAUUUCCUGUAACUCCUGCUUCAAAACUUCAAGAAGGAGAAGUGUCUUCUGCACAUAGGGCUCUUGGGCUGCAGAAAGGAGCUCUACUGCCGCCUAGAACCAAUACUUUUGGCCCUGCUUAUGUCUGGAACCAGAAUAGAUUCUCACUGUCAUCAGAAAACUCUCAAGGUUCUGUUCCUGGUUUUGUGGAAACUUCUCCUGGAGUCAAUAGUGAAGCUAUUUAUACUGGAAAUGAAUCAAAAAUCAACUCAAGUGAGGUAACAAUUGAUGGCUCAAAGCCUGUAAGGUUGCCUGCAAACCAUGCACAUGGUAUGGGGAGACUUAAUGUAGGAACAUCUGGUGCUUUCAGCUCUUUUGCGAUGGCAAAGAUGGGUUUUCCUCCGCCAGCACAUUUUGCAGGUUCUCCGUUUGAGGGUCAUGAGUUUGCUUCAAAAAUGCACUUGCAAAGAAGUUUUGAGGCCUCAGGUUUUCAUUUGUCAGAAAAAGGCAAGGAUGUGAUUGCUCUCAAUAGUGGCAUUGAAUUCCCCUCAGGUGUUUCUGCAAAAGCUGCAGCUGAUUCGGAGAUCAUGAAAUCUGGCAUCAUGAGAGAUGGAACAUCACGAUAUUCUGAUAAGUUUUUGGAAGCCCAGGGAGGUGGAAUUCAAGAGCUACAGAACAGGGACAAUGUUCAAGUGAAAGCUGAGACAGUUCAACAGAGUAGUCAACAUUUCUUUGUUAAACCGAGCUCAGAGGCCAAAUUAUAUGGCGAACCAAAAAAUAAUGCAGAAAUAAGUACUCUAAGAAGUGCAACUCCUAAAGAUGUUGGAACAGGUCUUGUGCGUCAAGCCUCUGCUUCUUCAAACAUGCCUUUUAAGGAGCAGCAAUUGAAACAGCUUAGAGCUCAGUGCCUUGUAUUUCUUGCAUUCAGAAAUAAUUUGAUUCCUAGGAAGCUACAUCUUGAAAUUGCACUUGGGGGAAGCUACUCCAAAGAAGGUGGCAUUGCAGAUGGAACUAACAAAGGCUUGAGUGACAGCAGGGUGGCAGAUACAUCUUCAAAGGAGCCUGGUAACAGUCAUGAGAGUUCUGUUAUGUCCUGUAGAGCUAAUGAUAUUGCAAAUAUACCACCGGGUACUCCAUCUACUGGAAGUAUAGUGGAGACAGACUCAUCAUCCAAGGAUACAGAAAACACAAAGAAGAAAAGCAAGAAAUUCACAACUUUGGAGAAUUCCAUGAUGACAGAAGAAAAUAGGCGGCCUCCAGUUUUUAAACAAAAAACUGAUUCUGAAAUGCGGAUUCAGGAAACUGCAGAAUCACAUGUAGUGUUAGUCAUGCCACAAGAGCCCGAUUCUCUGAUUCAUGCUGGAAAAGGUGCCUUGGACAAUCAUCGUGAUAGGGAGGGUCCAGAGAAUGCGAAUCAACAAGCUGCCUGGACAAACCAAGUUACAUCUGUAUUAGGUGGCAAUAAUCCACCUCCCAAGCUUGAGGGGACUGUUGCAACAAGAACCGGUAUUUAUGAUGACCCUUCUAAAGAAUCACUGGCAACUGUGGUGGCUCAUCGAGAAGCUUAUUUUAAUCAAUCUCAUAUCAUCGAUAGCCAUGAUGGUACAGGUAGGUUAUUUAAGCCAGAUGCUCCAAUGCCAGAGUCCCACACACUAGCAGAUAAAUACCAGUCUUCAACACUAGUAAAAGAGCAGAAUCCACAGAUUGUAGGAAGUAAAGUUGAAAACCUCAAGCACAUGGUGAACCCUUCAAAGGAUGUAAACAUGUUUUUCUCUCAUGUUAGUCCUGCAGAAAAGCUUUCCGCAGCUUCUGAGUCAAUAAUCUCUAAUGGUCUACCCAAUAUUUAUGCUGUAAGUAAUGGGCUGAAUGAACAGAGAGUUUCUGUUAUCCAAAAGCAGUGCGGUUCUGAUGGAUUCAAGACUUUGACCAUCAAUGAUACGGUAAAACAUGGAAAUCUGGAGAUAAUGCUGGAUAAAUCUGCUGAUCAAGAAGAGGGGAACAAAUCAUCAUCUGAUGAGAUUCCUUCUUCUCCUCCAAAGUACUGUACCUCAGAAAAGUGGAUUAUGGAUCAGCAGAGAAGGAAACUUAUUGCAGAGCAAAAGUGGGCAUUAAAGCAGAGGAAGGCCGAGGAAAGAAUUGCAGCAUGUUUUGACAAGCUAAAGGAAAAUGUGAGUUCCUCAGAAGAUCUCUCUGCCAAGACAAAAAGUGUUAUUGAAUUGAAAAAGCUUCAACUUCUGCAGCUUCAACGUCGUUUACGCAGUGAUUUUCUGAAUGAUUUUUUCAAACCAAUCACAUCUGACAUGGACCGUUUGAAAUCAAUCAAGAAACAUAGACAUGGAAGGAGAAUGAAGCAACUUGAAAAAUUUGAACAGAAAAUGAAGGAAGAGAGGCAAAAGCGAAUUCGUGAAAGACAGAAAGAAUUCUUUGGUGAAAUAGAAAUCCAUAAAGAGAAACUAGAGGACUGUUUCAAGGUCAAGAGAGAGCGCUGGAAGGGUUUCAACAGAUAUGUGAAAGAGUUCCAUAAAAGGAAGGAACGAAUACAUCGAGAGAAGAUUGACAGGAUCCAGCGUGAGAAGAUUAAUCUACUAAAGAACAAUGACGUGGAGGGAUACUUGAGAAUGGUUCAGGAUGCAAAAUCAGAUCGCGUUAAACAGCUCCUCAAAGAGACAGAGAAGUAUCUUCAGAAGCUGGGUUCAAAGUUACAAGAUGCUAAGGUGAUGUCAAGGCGGUUUGAGAUGGAAAUGGAUGAUAGCCGAGCAGUUAAUUUUGUUGAGAAGAAUGAUUUUUCAGAUGACGAUGAAGAUGAAUGCGACCAGGCUCAGCAUUAUCUGGAAAGCAAUGAAAAAUACUAUAAGUUGGCUCACAGUGUAAAAGAGAUAAUAAAUGAGCAGCCAAUCUCUCUUCGGGGUGGAAAAUUGCGGGAGUAUCAGAUGAAUGGUUUGCGUUGGUUGGUCUCCUUGUACAAUAACCACUUGAAUGGGAUUCUAGCAGAUGAAAUGGGACUAGGAAAAACUGUUCAAGUCAUUUCUCUGAUAUGUUAUCUUAUGGAAACAAAAAAUGAUAGGGGCCCAUUUCUUGUUGUAGUACCAUCAUCUGUACUUCCUGGAUGGGAAUCUGAAAUCAGCUUCUGGGCACCUGGUGUAAACAAAAUUGCAUAUGCUGGUCCUCCUGAAGAGAGGCGUAGAUUAUUCAAAGAAAUGAUCAUUCAUCAGAAAUUCAAUGUUCUUCUAACAACUUAUGAAUACCUGAUGAACAAGCAUGAUAGACCAAAGUUAAGCAAAAUUCAUUGGCAUUAUAUAAUAAUUGACGAAGGCCAUCGCAUUAAGAAUGCAUCCUGUAAGCUCAAUGCAGACUUGAAGCAUUACCAGAGCUCUCACCGCUUGCUCUUGACUGGAACACCUCUACAGAACAAUCUUGAGGAGCUUUGGGCACUUCUCAAUUUCUUGUUACCUAAUAUUUUCAACUCAUCAGAGGAUUUCUCACAAUGGUUUAAUAAACCAUUUGAGGGUAGCGGUGAUAACAAUCCUGAUGAAGCUUUACUUUCUGAGGAGGAGAAUCUUUUGAUUAUAAACCGCCUUCACCAAGUUCUUCGACCUUUUGUACUUCGAAGGCUGAAACAUAAGGUUGAGAAUGAGUUGCCUGAGAAAAUUGAAAGGCUAAUAAGAUGCGAAGCUUCUGCUUAUCAAAAACUUUUAAUGAAAAGAGUGGAGGAGAAUCUUGGUUCAAUUGGAAAUUCAAAGGGUCGUUCCGUACAUAAUACUGUGAUGGAAUUGCGCAAUAUAUGCAAUCACCCAUACCUCAGUCAACUUCAUGCUGAAGAGGUUGAUACUUUUUUACCUAAACAUUAUUUGCCUUCUCUUGUGAGACUUUGUGGAAAGCUUGAAAUGUUGGACCGCUUGCUACCCAAGCUCAGGACAACUGAUCAUCGGGUUCUACUUUUCUCCACAAUGACGAGAUUGCUUGAUGUUAUGGAGGAAUAUCUGGCUUGGAAACGUUAUAAGUACCUUCGUCUGGAUGGACACACUUCAGGACAUGAACGUGGAGCUCUCAUCGAGGAAUUCAAUCGUCCUGACUCAGAAUUUUUUAUAUUUCUGCUAAGUAUUCGAGCUGGAGGCGUAGGAGUAAAUCUUCAAGCAGCUGAUACUGUCAUCAUAUUUGACACUGAUUGGAAUCCUCAGGUUGACCUCCAAGCACAGGCAAGGGCCCAUAGGAUUGGCCAAAAGAAGGAUGUACUUGUUCUACGGUUAGAGACGGUUCGCACUGUAGAAGAACAAGUUAGAGCUGCAGCUGAGCACAAACUAGGUGUUGCUAAUCAGAGUAUAACUGCAGGCUUUUUUGACAAUAACACAAGUGCUGAAGAUCGAAGGGAAUAUUUGGAGUCCCUCCUUAGGGAGUGCAAGAAAGAAGAGGCAGCUCCUGUUUUAGAUGAUGAUGCUCUCAAUGAUCUCCUAGCCCGCAGUGAAUCUGAGAUUGAUGUUUUUGAAUCUGUUGAUAAACAAAGGCAUGAAGAAGAGAUGGCAGCAUGGCAGAGAUUGGUGCAGGGAAGUUCAACAGAAGGGCUGGAGCCGUUACCGCUGCCUUCUCGUCUUGUUACAGAUGAGGACCUGAAGCCUUUUUACAAAGCUAUGAUGAUAUAUGAAUCCUCAAAUGUCAAUGUAAAAAGAAAAGGUGAAUAUCUUGGGGGCCCUGACACACAGCAAUAUGGAAGGGGUAAACGGGCUCGUGAGGUCCGCUCUUAUGAAGAUCAGUGGACAGAAGAAGAAUUCGAAAAACUUUGUCAGGUUGAUUCCCCAGAUUCACCCCAACCUACAGAAUUACCAAAAGAUCCGAGUGCGACAAAAGAUUCAAGUGGCCCUAAAGUGAGUGCCUUGGAGGUGCAGUCAUCUUCAUCGAAAAAUCCCUCGGCUACAUCCAAAGAGUCAUUGCAGCCAUGUAAGGAGCCACCACCUCCAGCAAAACGGGGAAGGGGUAGACCAAAGAGAUCAGCUACAGAUGUCACACCAUUUCCAGCUGCUUUGCCAUCAAAUAUUAUCAGCGCACAGGAAAUGGGAACUCAGAGAGAAAAUCUUGCUGUUUCCUCAACAGUUGCUGUACUAGAUCCUGUUUCUACAAAGGAAACUACUGGGCAUACACAGCAUGAGGUUGGUGUAGGAACUACUGCCUUUCUGACAUCACCUGGCCCUGCCGUGUCAGUUCAAGCUAAGGGUCGGAAGACUCAGAGUGGACAAACACCUCGAGGGCAUGGCAGAAAACAGAAGUCCAUGUCUUCUGCUGCUGGUGCUCAAGCUAAUACAGUUACUGGACCUCUAAAGGGUAUCGAAGCAGCAAAUAAUAAAUCUGCAAUUUCUGCAUUUGCCCAAGAGAGUCCAAGUUUUGAUAAAAGUUCAGGAAUUGCGAAUGCUCCUCCUACAGGCUACCAGGUUAACCCAAUUUCAAGAUUGCAGAAAGUUGUUGACACUGCCUCUGGCAGAGCCUCCAGUUCAGCACAAGUACCAGAGAAAUUUAAGAACGCUUUACCUGCUGUGGACAUGAGAGUAGGAAGAGGAAUGCCGGCUUCUGAGACUAAACCAUCUUCUAUUGGAAUGAAAUUGACAGCAAGUGCGGAUGGUAUGAGCUUCAUGCAGUCAAAUAUGCAUGAUAAUGUGAAAGGUGUUGUGGGGCAAGCUGGUCCAGGUCAAAUGUCUGGGCCAUUUGCAUCUGCUAUGCCUGUGUUUGCACAAGAUUUGAAAGAAGAGAGAAAUCAUAUGGGGACAGAUGUGGUAUCUACUGAUAAGCAGAAACCAGCUGAAAUACAAGAUGAAUCUUCUCUUCGAAGUACCCAGAAAAUAACAUCUGGUUCUAAUGUCAUGUCAACUGAGAAGCAGAGCCCAACUGAGAAACAAGAUGAUUCUUCUCUUGUGAGCACCCAGAAAGCAAUGGCUAGUGUUGAUGUUAAAUCUAGUGGGAAGCAGAAACCAAUUGAAAUAACAAGUCCUGAUGUUAAAUCCAGUGAGAAGCACAAAUUAGUUGAAAAGUCACAUGUUGCUUCCCUUCAAAACGUCCUUAUAGUAGAACCUCAUAGUGAUGCCCUGGCUAGUCCUGUGAGUGGUGCAAGUAGUGACAAAGCCACCUCCAGUGAUCAGCUACAGUGCCUGACGCCUGUUGAAGUCAUCAAACACCAGGAACAUGUAAACCUUGACAUAGGGCCAGCUAUGAUGUCUGAGAGCAUGAAGCAUGGAAAAAUACUGGUUGCUGUCCCUUUAGGUCAAAUGCAAUGCUCUCCUGUCCCUAAUGUAACCCAAAGAGUAGCUGAGACCAAGGCUUCAGUUACAAGGAAAAAGGCCACUUCUCGCGAACCAAGAAAUAGAAGCAAUUCAGCAACAGCAGCUUGUGAACGCCGUGCUCGACUUACAGGAUUGAAGCAGGCAGAAGGGUCAAAGAAGGUGGAGAGUAAGGGAAAAUCUGUAAAGGCAGUCAUUGUGAGAGAGAAACAGGAGACUGACAACAUUAAAGCAUGUACAUUUGUCACUGUUUCUGGUUUGGAAGAGAAAUUGCCAGAGAUUCAGGUCCCUGUUACUCCUUCAACCCAGAUGGAAAUUUCAUCUGAAAAGUCAGAACUAUCCAAACAAUUUAACAGGCACUCUGAUAUAUGUGCAAUUGAAGAAAGAUCUGCCAGUGUGAGUGGGACAACUCUUGCAACUGCCAAAUCAGAAAUCAAAUUGGUCCAAGAUAAUGUGCUUGGUACUGAUGUUGAUCUUAUUAAAUCACCAACCCCUGGUGUAAACGAAAUUUUGCCAUUAAACACUAUCAGAUCAUCUUCAACGAACACAGAAGCAGGGAAUGUUACAGGUAAAACUUCUUUUACACAGACAGAGGUACCUGAAUCAUCCACAGGAGAUAAAAACAGUGCCUUAUUACAUGAUCCUGUGGAAUCUACAUUAAAGAACAAUGCAGAUAUAGAACUUGAGUCGUGCAAGGCUGGAACUGCUGUAGACCCGGGGGAGUCUGUGAUUCUGACUUCAGAACCAAAGACUCUUGCAAUAGGCAAAACAGUUAAUCAACUAGCAAACCUACCCAGUGAGACUGCCAUGCAGCAGCUGUGCACAAGAAAUGCAUCUCAAUCGUGCCAAGUAGAUGGUGGACCUGAGGUUCUCAAAACUAAUGCUAAAGAAACUUCCUUGUUGGAAAGUGAACAUGUGAUCUCCACAGAAAUGUGCUCUGUGCAUCCAAGUAGCUGUGUCAUCCCACCUGGUGUUGAAUUUGCAGAGGAGAAAGAUGUGGAGGUUGGCGAAACUCCAUCUGAUUUCAUUUCUGUGAAGCUUGGUGAAUAUCCAUCUAACCUCAGUUCUGGAGUUGCCAAAGAGAAGGAAAAAAUUGUGGAGGUUGGUGAAGUCCCUCGUGUCCGUCCUCAAGUUGUGCAAGUCAUCGCAGAUGCAAGGCAAAGUGACAAUGAUAAUCACCUUUCGCAGACUAGUACAGAAAUGAACUGUUCUGUACGUCCUGGUUCUGAAGUUAAUGCUUGUCUUUUGAAGGAUGAGCUUAUGGUUGAUGUGGAAAAAACAUCACUCGAUCAAUCUUGUUCGGAAAGUCCGAAGACACAGGCUGGCGAUGGACCUUCACUGCCUGUGAUAGCAGUUGCAGUUAAGGGCGAAGAACUGUCUCCAGUAGUGGCUGAAACAGACACUGGAAGCAAGCCAACAUGUACACCGAAAGAAAUCUUAACAGGGUCUAUUGCAAAUGAUGUCUGCCCGGAAAUCAUUUGUGCUACUGCUGCAAUAAAUGAUAACUUUAGCCAUAGUGAGUCAAUAAUGAAAGAAGACUCUUUCUCUGCCUCGGUUGCAAGUAAUGUUGCCAGCAAUGAUGAGCAAGCAUCUGAAGCUAGGAUUACUGCUGAAUUUCCAAUUGGCGAGCCAACCGAGUGUGAUCCUUCUGCAAGUAUUCCAGUUGAUCAAUCCAUGACAGAAAUGAAACCAGAUAGCUCUGCCAGCAAGUAUAGUUCUCCAGGUGAAACUGUUCCUGUGGCUGAAAUUAACAAUCAUCCCAUAUGGAAUUGUCAUUCAUCAGCAACUGCUCUACCAGAGACUAGCAUAUGCAGGGCAACUGAAUGUGCACCGGACAAGCAAGAAACCAAGUGGGGUGUUAGUGAAGUGGCUGUAACGGGAUCUGUUGCUACAUAUAAAAAAUCAGAGCAAAUUCAGAAUGCUAAUGACAUUGCAGAAUGCACUGCGGUAAAAUUGUCAGAUGUUCCUGUGUCAGGACAGACCCAUCAACUGGAUCAGCAAGUAGACUUGCCUGCUCAUAUUAUUCAAACAGAUAGUUCUUGUGAAACUUCCACUGCUAAAGAGACAGUAGAUUGUUGUACUGGGUUAAAUUGUGAUAAUGUUUCAAAUUUGCCUGGUCGAACAUUGGAGAGAGAUGGUGAGCCUACCAACAAGAGUUGUAGUGAUGAUCUAACGCCUGAGGGUCCGAGUAAAGAGAUCUCUGGUCACCGAGAUGUGGACCCUGACGGUAAAGAUAGUGGUCCGGCAGAAAUGAAUUGUUCUGAAGACCAAGCUGCUCCUGGUGCAGCCCCCACAGAAAUCCAUAAUUGAAAAGAAGCCAUAUGUGGACAAAGCAGCAGAGCUUAAUGCAGAAUAUGAGCAAGAAAUGGAGAACUUAGAUGAAGAAAAUGAGAAGUAUGCAGAGCUAUUCUCUUCCCUUUAAUCCCAUCUCUUUUGCUAGAGUAAGCACAUUUCUACACGUUUCCUAAGGAAAAAAAGAAUAAAAAGAGGAGUCUGAAAAGGAAGAAGAGUGGGGAGCAGAGGAUUUUGAUGCUGGAAUGGUCUUAGCAAGAAUAGUUCUAUUUUUUUUUUCACCUGUAAACUUUGAUGAAUUUUGUUGCUUGGACACAAGGGCUUUGUCCCUGUAAAAUAGUUGGUUACCUUACAGUAAGCAAAUGUGGAAGCUAUUCUAAGUUGUUAGCCCUUCACUUGGAUGGUAUUGGCGAUAGUAUUCCACUUGUUACAUGGCUUGUCAGCUUUUUGCCAACCUAUCCUGUAGCAAUACUCUGCAUUACAAGUUCAACUUGUUCCCAGCUGUUCUCCUUUGGGGACAUACAGUGUUGCCCUAGCCUAUUCUAUCAGUGCUUUUGUGUUGUUCA
Phoenix dactylifera (date palm) is the source of this 10402-nucleotide messenger RNA. RefSeq lists its product as uncharacterized. The record is from RefSeq and is a predicted model, not a curated record. Gene Ontology annotation, cellular component: nucleus. NCBI's taxonomy places the organism in Eukaryota, Viridiplantae, Streptophyta, Magnoliopsida, Arecales, Arecaceae. Gene Ontology annotation, molecular function: ATP binding; histone binding. Gene Ontology annotation, biological process: regulation of DNA-templated transcription.